This is a messenger RNA of Trichoderma reesei QM6a, 1506 nucleotides long. RefSeq lists its product as uncharacterized. Gene Ontology annotation, biological process: dephosphorylation. Gene Ontology annotation, molecular function: phosphatase activity. Lineage: Eukaryota; Fungi; Ascomycota; Sordariomycetes; Hypocreales; Hypocreaceae. The transcript has 2 exons. The record is from RefSeq and is a predicted model, not a curated record. The coding region runs from base 10 to 1506 and encodes 498 amino acids.
CAUAGCAAGAUGCUCCCCAAGCUCCUCCUCGCCUCCCUCACGGCCACGGCCACGACCGUCUCCGCCGAGCAGGUCCUGGGCGUCUACAUCUUCCACCGCCACGGCGACCGCACCUCCAAGGCCUGGCCCCCGGUCAGCCUCACCCCCCUCGGCGCCCAGCAAGUCGCCUCGUCCGCCUCCUUCUACCGCGCCCGCUACAUCACCUCCUCUUCCUCCUCUUCUUCUUCAGAGAACAGCAACAGCACCACCACCAUCGCCGGCAUCAGCACCGACGCCGCCGUCCUCUCCCAGCUCUCCAUCACCGCCCCCGUCGACAACGUCCUGCAGAACUCGGCCGCCGUCUUCGCCCAGGCCCUCUACCCGCCCUCCAAGUCGGCCGGCUCCCAGAAGCUCGCCAACGGCACCACCGUCGAGGCGCCCCUCGGCGGUUACCAGUACAUCCCCGUCAACGCCGUCGCCUCCGCCGCCAGCUCCGCCGGCUCCGAGAGCAGCGCCUGGCUGCAGGGCAGCAGCGGGUGCAGCGAUGCCGUCGUCAGCUCAAACAGCUACUUCCUCACGCCCGAAUAUCUCGACACGCUCAACCGCACGCACGGCUUCUACCAGGACCUGCUGCCCGUCAUCAACACCACCUUUAACUCUACCACGGCCACCUUUAAGAAUGGCUACUCCAUCUUCGACUACAUCAACGUAGCCACCAUCCACAACGCCUCCAUCCCCUCCUCCUCCCUCCUCACAAACUCCACCCUCGAGACCCUCUACGACCUCGCCUCAACCCACGAGUGGAACCUCGCCUACAACGCCAGCGAGCCCUCCCGCGCCAUCGCCGGCUCCGUCCUCGCCGGCCAGAUCCUCACCGCCCUCGAGGCCAUCGCCGAACCCUCCUCAUCUUCCUCAUCCUCAUCCUUGGCACCGCGCAUCAACGUCCAGUUCGGCGCCUACGGCGCCUUCAUGGCCUUCUUCGGCCUCGCCCAGCUGCCCGCCGCCUCCACCGACUUCUACGGCAUCUGCGACUACGCCUCCUCCAUGGCCCUCGAGCUCGUCGCCCCCAGCCCGGACAGGACCUCCCCCGACGACCUCUCCGUGCGCUUCCUCUGGUCCAACGGCACCGCCGCCGCCCACGGCCUCAAGGAGUACCCGCUCUUCGGCCAGGAGAAGCAAACGACGACGCUCAGCUGGAACGACUUCAAGGCCGGCAUGAACAAGUUCGCCGUCGCGAGCACCCAGGACUGGUGCAGCGUCUGCGGCAACACCGACGGCGCCUGCGCAAACUCUACCGACGCGAGCGGCAGCCCGUCUGCCCAGUCGUCUUCCUCCUCCGAUAAGGGUAGCGGCAGCGGCAUCAGCAGGCCUGUUGCCGGCGUCAUUGGCGCGCUGGUCACGUUGGGAGUCAUUCUUGGUGUCGAGGCCCUCGUCUUGCUGCUGGGUGGCUUGCGCCUGGUUAAGAAGUCGACGCUGGCUGGGGGAGCGGGUGCGGGAGGUGCUGGUGCGACUGGUGUCAAGGCGUGA